Messenger RNA from Cucurbita moschata (crookneck pumpkin), 971 nucleotides. Its product is annotated as transcription factor bHLH83-like. Gene Ontology annotation, biological process: regulation of transcription by RNA polymerase II. The transcript is spliced from 6 exons. Gene Ontology annotation, cellular component: nucleus. The coding region runs from base 29 to 577 and encodes 182 amino acids. The record is from RefSeq and is a predicted model, not a curated record. Gene Ontology annotation, molecular function: DNA-binding transcription factor activity, RNA polymerase II-specific; RNA polymerase II cis-regulatory region sequence-specific DNA binding; protein dimerization activity. NCBI's taxonomy places the organism in Eukaryota, Viridiplantae, Streptophyta, Magnoliopsida, Cucurbitales, Cucurbitaceae.
AGCUCUAGUUCAUUCUGUGUCUGUGUCAAUGGCAGUCGCAAAUUCAGCUGAACAAGAGCAGCAAAUAUCUGAGUCUCUCAUCAACUUCAAGUGUGGGAUUGGCAACAACGAGGCUUUGCUGAGCUUUGAGCCACAAGGGGUUUGUCAAUUAGACACUCACAAUUGGGAUCAUCAGCGUGCCAUGGAGGAUCGCAGCCCUCCAAAACAUCAUGGAGAUCAUGGCCCUCUUUAUGGCUGCCUUUCUGAUGCCAUUCAAGACCCUGAAGCAGCUCAGGACAUAACUGGAAAUCACAAGCGAUCCCAUACGACGGGAAAUAGAAGUGGGGGUGUUUGUAAGAAGCAAUGUAAAUCAUCAACAGCCAAGGAUCCACAGAGCAUUGCAGCCAAGAAUCGACGAGAGAGGAUUAGUGAGAGGCUGAAGAUACUCCAAGAAUUGGUUCCCAAUGGCUCCAAGGUUGAUUUGGUAACCAUGUUGGAGAAAGCCAUUAGUUAUGUCAAGUUUCUUCAACUACAAGUCAAGAUCUUAGCCACUGACGAAUUUUGGCCCGUUCAAGGCUCCAGAUAUUUCACAAGUUAGGGAAGCCAUUGAUGCCAUUCUUUCAUCACAAAGAGAGAGAAGCUGAAGCUCAAACAGUCAAAAGUGAUAAUUCAAAUGAGCUAGCAACUGAAAUAUAUGCAUAUCACAAUGCACGCCAAUGCCUUACAAGUUCAUUGCUAGUCGAUAUUGUCUUCUUUUGGGCUUUCUCUUCCAGACUUCCCAGAAGUUUCCACAUCUUUAUCAGGAAUGCUUCGUCCCCUUUCCAACGAACGAGGGAUCUCACAAUCCACCCCCUUGAUGACCCAAUAUUCUCGCUGGCACACCGCCCCAUGUCUGGCUCUAAUACCAUUGUAACCGUCCAAGCCUACCACCGCUAAUACAUGUUGUUCUCUUUGAACUCCAACCGAUGAAACCUCACAAGUCUCACAUUUUU